AUGAACCGCGACAGCGACGGGGCUGACCACGGCCCGCAAGACUACAAUAGCGUCUACCAACUCCAGGAUAUUCCCAUAGACUCAUCGCACGGAUAUGACACACAGACUCAUCUUCCAACCCAUGAGCAAGCACCACCUGAGAGUCCAUACCCGCCGGGAGGUAGUGUGCUAGUAGGGUACACGCCAGAACGUCGCCCUAGAAGCGCUGCCUCAGGUUUCAGCUUCGAUGACGACCCGACUCCUCCUCUCCCCCUCGGCCACCAGCCAGACUAUCUUCCUCGGCCCGAAUCCGCCUUUGGUUUCGACCACUACCAGUAUGGCUAUGGUCGGCCCGUGUCGACCUACAGCGACCCUGAGGAGAGUUGGGCAGACAGGCAGCAGCAGCCUGUCGUGGACUCUGGUCUAAGACGGCGUGACACUCGCAAGAUCAAGCUGGUCCAGGGUUCCGUUCUGAGCAUUGACUAUCCCGUUCCUAGUGCCGUCAAAAAUGCCGUUGAGCCUCGAUACCGUGACGUUGAAGGUGCCGAGCAGGAGUUCAUGAUGAUGCGAUACACAGCUGCGACCUGCGACCCCAACGACUUUACGCUCAAGAACGGGUACGAUUUGCGCCCUCGCAUGUACAAUCGCCAAACCGAGCUUCUCAUCACCAUCACCUACUACAACGAAGACAAGGUGCUCCUUGCCCGUACCCUCCACGGUGUGAUGCAGAACAUUCGAGACAUUACAAAUCUCAAGAAGUCUAAGUUUUGGAACAAGGGUGGUCCAGCAUGGCAGAAGAUCGUCGUUUGUUUGGUUUUCGAUGGUAUUGACAAGGCCGACAAGAACGUCCUCGACGUGCUUGCAACAAUUGGUAUUUACCAGGAUGGUGUGGUCAAGAAAGACGUCCAGGGCAAGGAGACAGUUGCCCACAUCUUCGAGUACACCAGUCAGCUCUCUAUUACUUCCGAUCAGCAGCUCAUUCGACCUUCGGCAGAGGGAAAGGUAUCUCACAACCUCCCGCCUGCGCAAUUCAUCUUCUGUCUGAAGCAGAAGAACACCAAGAAGAUCAACUCGCAUCGUUGGGUGUUUAAUGCAUUCGGUCGUAUUUUGAACCCAGAAGUCACGAUCUUAAUUGAUAGCGGAACGAAGCCUAGCCCAGGGUCCCUGCUUUCACUCUGGGAGGGAUUUUACAAUGAUAAGGAACUUGGUGGCGCUUGCGGUGAAAUCCACGCCAUGUUGGGCAAGAACGGUAUCAAGCUUCUCAAUCCGCUUGUUGCUGUGCAGAACUACGAGUAUAAGAUCUCUAAUAUUCUUGAUAAACCACUGGAAAGCACCUUUGGUUAUGUUACUGUCUUGCCAGGUGCCUUUUCUGCUUACCGAUUCCGUGCUAUUAUGGGACGACCUCUAGAGCAGUAUUUCCACGGUGAUCACACGCUCUCGAGGCGUCUGGGCAAGAAGGGAAUUGAUAGCAUGAAUAUCUUCAAGAAAAACAUGUUCUUGGCUGAGGAUCGUAUCCUGUGUUUCGAGUUGGUCGCCAAGGCUGGUCAAAAGUGGCAUCUGAGCUACAUCAAGGCUGCCAAGGGCGAGACUGAUGUCCCUGAAGGCGCCCCGGAAUUUCUGAGUCAACGUCGUCGAUGGCUGAACGGUUCUUUCGCCGCGUCUCUGUAUUCACUCAUGCAUUUCGGUCGUAUCUAUCGUUCCGGCCAUAGCAUUAUCCGCAUGUUCUUCCUGCAUAUCCAACUCAUUUACAGUUCUCUCAACGUCAUCUUCUCUUGGUUCUCUCUCGCCUCCUAUUACCUUACGACAUUUAUUAUUAUGGACCUGGUCGGUAGCCCAUCGAUUCUUCAGGGUUAUCAUGGGUGGCCCUUCGGUGAUACGGCAACUCCGAUUCUCAAUGUCCUGAUCCUCUAUCUGUACAUUGUGUUCCUGCUCAUUCAGUUUAUUCUUGCGCUAGGUAAUCGACCCAAGGGCUCACGGUUCACAUAUGUGGCCUCGUUCUUUGUCUUUGGCCUCAUUCAGUUAUAUAUUCAUAUUCUGUCCUUCUAUCUAGUGUAUCGUGCUUUGCGCGAACCACUCAGUAACUCGAUCGAUACAUCUUCCGGUAUUGCGUUUUUCCAAAGCUUCUUCAGUCAAGAGGGUAUUGCCGGAGUCAUUUUGCUCGCCCUCAUCACCAUCUUCGGUCUCAACUACCUCGCGUCGUUCCUCUACCUGGAUCCCUGGCAUAUGUUCCACUCUUUCCCCUACUAUUUUGUGCUUAUGUCAACGUACAUCAACAUUCUCAUGGUCUACGCCUUCAACAACUGGCAUGAUGUGUCGUGGGGAACAAAGGGUUCCGACAAGGCCGACAAGCUCCCCUCAGCAGAGGUUAAGAAGGAUAACGGUGGUAAUGCAAUCGUCGAGGAAGUGGACCUAGGACAGGAGGAUAUUGAUAGUCAGUUCAAGAAGACUGUCUACCGUGCGCUGACAGCCUUCGAGGAAGAGAUCGAGGUCGAGCGGAUGGACCCUGAGGAUGGGUACAAGUCUUUCCGUACCGGUCUAGUGGUGUCAUGGCUUCUGUCGAAUCUGAUCCUCAUCGUUGGUGUGACCAGUGAUGCGUUUGAGUCUGUUGGCGUACAGAAAGCUUCACAGAGCCGAACACCUUACUUCUUCCGAGCGCUCUUAUACUUUACUGCUGCCCUCUCUAUCGUCCGUUUUAUUGGUUUCCUCUGGUUCUUGACGAAGACGAGUCUCAUGUGCUGCUUUGCCACACGAUGA
Clonostachys rhizophaga is the source of this 2733-nucleotide messenger RNA. The record is from the annotation of a GenBank genome assembly. NCBI's taxonomy places the organism in Eukaryota, Fungi, Ascomycota, Sordariomycetes, Hypocreales, Bionectriaceae.